GCAACGGCACGGCCUGGACCCCCUCCGAGAGCCCCCGACCUUCCCUGACCCACCCCCAGGAGAGAGAGCCACCCCCUCGAUCCCUCCUGACUCACCGAGACCAGGACCGACUUCGGCCCGACCCCACCCCCAACUCCCCCGGCCUCUCCCGGGAGCGGGACCGACACCGACACCCUCCCCCCCUACAAUCCUCUCCCCCGCUGCCCCACCCUUGGGGACCCCCUCACUAUGACCCCUCCCUGUGGGGUCUCCCCCGUGCUCCCUUUUGGGGCUGGUCCCCCCCUUUCCUCUGUCCCCCUUUAUUGCCACCCACCCCCCCCCCCAAACCGCCAGGGCAGGCACACAGUCCUGACCCUUCCCCCUGUCCUCAGAACCCUUCCUGAAUCCUGAACUUUGCUCCUUGCCCCUUGGUGACGUGACUAGAGGAAAAUUCCAUCCUGGGGAAGGGAGAGAGAGGAGCUGGGAGAGCCUGAUCCAGAAGAGCCUGAUCCCAAGAAAAGCUUCUCCUGGGAGCACCUAAUUCUGGGAUCACCUGGUCCCAGGGUCACCUCAUCCCGGAAAAUUCCAGCUGGCAGAGGGUCUCCCUGUGUUGUCCUGCCAUGGCUGAGCCCUCUGGGAUUUGGGACAGCAUCCCAUUGGAUGUUCCCGGCCUGGACAUCGCUGCUGGGGAGGAAUUCCUUCAGGAAGUGUUCCAGGUCCUGCUGGAGGAGGGCGUGCGGAAGGGCACGGACGUGACACAGAAGGUGUGUGACUGGAAGGAGCCGCAGGAGCUGCGGGAGCUGCUGGAUCUGGAGCUGCGGAACGACGGGGAGGGGCAGGAGCGGCUCCUGCAGCGCUGCCGGGACGUGCUGCGCCUCAGCGUCCGCACGGGUCACCCCCGGUUCUUCAACCAGCUUUUCUCAGGGCUGGACCACCAUGCCCUUGCCGGGCGUUUCCUCACCGAGACCCUCAACACAACCCCAUACACAUACGAGGUGGCCCCGGUGCUGCUGCUGAUGGAAGAGCAGGUCCUGGCCAAGCUCCGGGAGCUCGUGGGGUGGAGCAGCGGUGACGGGAUCUUCGCUCCUGGGGGCUCUAUGUCCAACAUGUUGGCCAUGAACGUGGCGCGAUUCCAGCGUUUCCCAGAGAGCCGGAGCAGAGGGAACUGGGACCUGCCUCGCCUGGGCCUGUUUGCAUCCCAGGAGAGCCAUUAUUCCAUCCUAAAAGGAGCUGCUCUCCUGGGAAUUGGCACAGACAACGUUCACCUGGUGCGGACAGACGAGAGGGGGAAGAUGAUCCCAGAAGAGCUGGAGAAGGAGAUCCAGAGGGUGAAAGCUGAGGGCUCGGAGCCCCUCUUUGUGUGUGCCACAAGUGGCACCACUGUCCUGGGCAGCUUCGACCCGCUGGACGCCAUUGCCGACGUCUGUGCCCGCCACGGGCUGUGGCUGCACGUGGAUGCAGCAUGGGGGGGCAGCGCCCUCCUCUCUCCCCAACUCCGUCACCUCCUUGCUGGCAUCCACAGAGCUGACUCGGUGACCUGGAACCCCCACAAGCUGUUAAUGGUGGGAUUGCAGUGCUCAGCAUUCCUGCUCCGUGACAGCUCCGGGCUCCUGCAGCGCUGCCAUGGCAUGGGGGCCACAUACCUGUUCCAGCGGGACAAGUUCUACGACGUGUCCCUGGACACAGGGGACAAGAGCCCCCAGUGCGGCCGCCGCGCCGACGGCCUCAAGCUCUGGAUCCUCUGGAAAGCCGUGGGGACCCGGGGGCUGGCACGGCGUGUGGAGCGGGCGUUCGCCGCCACUCGGUAUCUGUUGGAGCAGGUGAAGAGGAGGGAAGGAUUCCAGUUGGUGAUGGAGCCAGAAUUCCUCAACCUCUGCUUCUGGUUCAUCCCACCCAGUCUGAGGGGCCAGCACAGCUCCCCAGAAUUCUGGGACAAACUGGGAAAGGUGGCCCCAGCCAUCAAGGAAAAGAUGAUGCGGAGGGGCUCCAUGAUGGUGGGAUACCAACCCCAUGGAUCCCGAGUCAACUUCUUCCGGCAGAUCAUCACCAAUCCUGCUGUCACCCGCCGGGACCUGGACUUCUUCCUGGAUGAGAUCCAGGAAUUGGGAAGGGAUCUGUGAGCAUUCCCCAAAACCCCCAUGAAAGACUCCAAAACCUGCCCCCCAUCCCUGAGGAAUAGGAGCAGAGCCUUGAUUUCCUCCCCACAUCCAAAAAUCAGAAAUUACCCCAAAUAUCCACACUUACAGAAUAAAAAUAAAACAGCUUUUAAUCGUC
Messenger RNA from Catharus ustulatus (Swainson's thrush), 2253 nucleotides. RefSeq names its product cysteine sulfinic acid decarboxylase (gene CSAD). The transcript is spliced from 16 exons. Gene Ontology annotation, molecular function: pyridoxal phosphate binding; sulfinoalanine decarboxylase activity. Bases 600 to 2099 code for a protein of 499 amino acids. Gene Ontology annotation, biological process: carboxylic acid metabolic process. Gene Ontology annotation, cellular component: cytoplasm. Lineage: Eukaryota; Metazoa; Chordata; Aves; Passeriformes; Turdidae. The record is from RefSeq and is a predicted model, not a curated record.